AUGGGGUACACCUCGAGCGCGGGCCUCGGCUCCGACGCGCGCGCGCAGGUCUACAGCGAAGACGUCGUCACCUACGUCGACGCGUCCGACGCCGCCGCGCACGACGCGGGCGACGGCCUCGGCGCGAUCGGACUCGUCUCGCGCGUCGCGGGCGAGUCCGACGACGACGAGAGCGAUGGAUCCGACGACGAAUGGAGCGACGACGACGCGUCGGACGACGACGACGCCUCGGACGCGGACGCCUCGGCGGAGAGCCGCGAGGCGCGGCGCGAGGCGCGGAGGACGCGCGACGUCGUCCCCGACGCGCACGCCAAGGUGUGCUGGCUCGACCUUCGCGGCGACGAGCGCGUCGUGCACGAGAAGAACGAAUCGCUGCGGGUGCUCGACCGCGCGUUCCUUCACGGCGACGUCGUCGCGCGCGCGUCCGACGCGCUCGGGCAGACCGGCGUCGUGAUUCACGUGGACGUGGACGUGGACCUGCGCUUCGUCGACGGCGCGCGCGUGCGCGACGUCGCGGCGAGGCGAAUGACGCACGUGCGAGAUCAUCGCCCGGGGCACUACGUCGUCCACGGGCGUUGGGUCGGCCGCGUCGAGGAAGACGGCAGCGAGUGCGUCGUCGCCGACGCGGACCCGGACAGGCUCAUCCCGAGCGAGAACAGCUCGCUGUUCCCGGACGAGGAGCAGUGCCCGUACUUCCCGGGUCUCGUGUGCCACGCGAGCGCGUCGGUGCUGCGAUCGGCGCGGUGGACGCGCGGGAAAUACAAAGGCGGGAGAACCGCGGGCGUCGGCGACGUCGAGGCGGAUCUCGACGCGGUGCGGGCGAGGUUCACCGAGAAGUUCCACGGCGAAGUCGACGCGAAGUUCCAUCAGUCUUCGACCUUGACGGUGGAGGAGUUGAAAGCGGCGGCGGCGACGGCCUCGUACGCGUUGACGGUUGGGCGGUUCCACGCGGACGCCGACGCACAGCAACUGCGCGACGUGCUCGAUCUGUUCGACGCGGUGAUCCCGCUUCGUGAGGAGCUGCGCGAGAUUCAGAAGCCCCCAACGCGCGAGCUCGAGAGCGCGUCGCACUCGCCCGAGGACGGCGUGUACGAGGACGGGACGGACCCGGAGGGGGUGCGGAGGAUGUAUCAGAGGUCCGGGGAGGACGCGGGGGUCGCGGCGGUGACGAGCGAGGCGAGCGGGCCGGCGGCGACGGUGAACCGGGGGCUGGCAAAGCUGAAGGCGGACGCGCGCACCGUGGCGAUCGAGGCGGAAGAUGGAACGUCAAACGACGCGAGCGGCGGCGGCGGCGGCGGCGGCGGCGGCGGCGUGACCGCCGCCGGCGGCGCAAGGAACGCCCGACGCGCGAGAGGCGGCGGGUCGAGUCGUCAACGCGGCGGCGGCGGUCGAGUCUCGCGUCACCGCGGCUCCGCCUCCGAGGUCUCCCUCGCCGACAUCGAGCGCGUCCGCCCGGUGCGCCCGUCGCCGGUCAUCACGCGCACGCACACGAAAGUCGACGUGCACUGGCAGGACGGCGCGAUCACGCGGCGGAUCAACGCGAGGGAUCUCGUGCCCAUCACGCACGGCGGCGAGCACGAUUUCUGGCCGAAUCAGUUCGUCGUCAAGGCGAGCGAGGAGGACGACGAGGACGACGACGAGGAGGAGGAAGAUGGAACGUCAACCGUCGCGCCGCCGACGGACCUCAACGCCAUCGCCGCCGCGCUCGGCGGCAGCGUCGGCGUUGGGAACCAGCACGGGAACGCCGUCGCCGCCGCGAGGGCGCGGCGAGGGAAAAAAGACGACGCGCCGAUCGGCGUCGUGGAGACGGUGAACCACGUCGAACGCAUCGCGCGCGUGCGUUGGGUCCCUCGACAGAAGAAGAGUACUACUACUCGUGGUCCUGAUUCGUCCGCGGCGGGCGACGACGAAUCAGCGAACGCCACGUCGGAGGAGACGCCCGAACGCCGAGAGGAAGUCUCCGUGUACGAGCUCCGAGAGCACAGGGAGUAUUGCUUCCGCCUCGGCGACGUCGUGUUGCGUCUGGACGCGGCCGCCGCCGCGGCGCCGCUGGCGACGCCGGCGCGUGAAGAGGACGAGUGGGAGGACGCUGACGACGACGACGACGACGCGAGCGGUUCGUCAUCCGGCGACGACGACGACGACGACGACGACGACGACGACGACGACGACGCGAGAGUUCUGAACGAGCUCGCGUCGCGCGCGGUCCCCGGGUCCCUCCCCGAGCUCGACGCCGCGCGCGAAUCGUCGUCGGGAUUCGACUCCCCCCCGGACGCAGCGUCGCUGACGUGGGUCGGCGAGAUCGUCGCGAUCCGCGACGGACGCGUCCGCGUCGCGUGGGGCUCGGGCGACGUCUCAGGCGCGUUCUAUACACUGGCCCCCUCCGCCACCGAGCACCACUUCGCCGCGAACAGCGUGAACCCUUCCGAUCGAAAGUGGGCGAAGCGCAUCACGAAAGAGUGGACGCUCUUGCGCGACGCGCUGCCUUCGACGAUUUGGGCGCGCGCGUACGAAAGCCGCAUGGACCUCCUCCGCACCGCGAUGCUCGGCCCGAGCGGGACGCCGUACCACGACAACCUGUUCUUGUUCGACUUCCACUUUGGGGAGAACUACCCGAACGACCCGCCGGUCGCGCACUAUCACUCGCACGGGUUCAGGGUCAACCCGAACCUGUACCAGUCCGGGAAGGUGUGCCUCUCGCUGUUGCACACGUGGCAAGGCAAGGGCUCGGAGGUUUGGAACGCGGAGACCUCCAACAUGCUCCAGGUCCUCGUCUCCAUCCAGGGUCUCGUGCUCGUGGAUAAGCCGUACUACAACGAGGCUGGGUACGAGGCGCAGGUGGGGAGCGAGGAGGGCGAGCGGAACGGCGCGCAGUACAACGAGCAAGCGUUUUUAGCGUCGGCGAAGAGCAUGUUGAGCCUGCUGAAGAAGCCGCCAAAACAUUUCGAGCGGCUGAUUCGCGAGCACUUCCGCGCGCGGGGUGGCGUCAUCGUGCGCGCGUGCGAGGCGUACCUCGGCGGGUGCCCGGUCGGCGCGUACGUGGACCCGGAGGACGAGAAGAAGAAGAAGGAGGAGGAGGAGGAGGAGGAGGAUGCGGAGGAAAGUCGCGGCGACGGCGGCGGCGGCGGCGAAAUCACCGAGGCGGAGGAGCCGCCCGCCGCCGAGCGCGCGCCGCCGUCCGGGGGGUUCAAGCUUCUGCUCGAGAAGCUGCUUCCGAAGCUGCGGGCGGCGUUCGAGGAGAACAGCGCUCUCGCUCGAUAGUUUGACGCGCACGAUAGUUUGACGCGCGCGAUAGAGCGAGCGGAGACGAGGGCGCGAUAGAUGUGUACGAACGUAGCGGCGGAGAGACGACGUGUGAAAGAAACUGAGAUGACUC
Messenger RNA from Micromonas pusilla CCMP1545, 3376 nucleotides. RefSeq lists its product as uncharacterized. The record is from RefSeq and is a predicted model, not a curated record. Bases 1 to 3261 code for a protein of 1086 amino acids. The transcript is spliced from 4 exons. Gene Ontology annotation, molecular function: ubiquitin conjugating enzyme activity. NCBI's taxonomy places the organism in Eukaryota, Viridiplantae, Chlorophyta, Mamiellophyceae, Mamiellales, Mamiellaceae.